UGAACCCCAAACCUUUUAGUAAAAUAGAACACAAACUACUCUGAAACCAAGCGAAUUGAGACGCGGAAACCAAAACCCGAGAUCGCGGCGGCGAACGUUGGCGUUCAUAUUUCACGAUACAGUCCUCUACCGUCUUCUUCUUCUCUCCAUUCCAUUGAAUUCAAGCGUUCUAGCACCAACAGGUGAAAGAUUACUAGGGUUUAUGAGCGAGGCCAGUAGAAACUAAAGCCCUAGCAACUUUCAAUGAAGACUUCUUGGAGGAAGAGAAGACCAGAGGAUGGUAUCUAUAUAGGUCGUGCAGAGCCUUGUGUUCUGUUUUCUCAGACAUUUGUUCAUCCUCAACUUGAUGAAUAUGUAGACGAGGUGAUAUUUUCUGAACCUGUUGUCAUCACAUCUUGCGAGUUUCUUGAACAAAGUUGUUCAUCUGCCUCGUCCGCAGUGACAUUAGUUGGAGCAACUUCUCCUCCCUCUUUUGCUUUGGAGGUUUUUGUGCAGUGCGAGGGUGAAAUAAGGUUUAGGCGGCUUUGUCAACCUUUUCUAUAUUCUCCUUCGUCAUCAAAUGUCCUUGAAGUAGAGGUUGCUGUGUGUAAUCAUUUGGUUGUUAGAGGCUGCUACCGCAGUCUUAGCUUAGUUGUAUACGGAAAUACAGCUGAAGAUUUGGGGCAGUUCAACAUAGAUACGGAUUUGGAUAGCACUCUGACUAAUAUGGUUUCCUCAGUUGAGGGAAGUCUUGAGGAUCUUCCUCCUGCACUUCGCCCAACUUAUAAACCAAUUGAAGAAAUUAUAUGCCCUCCCAAAGCAUUAUCCCUAGAAUUUGUUCCUGCUGAUAUUGAUGUUGAGGUUAAGCUGCUGCUGCAGCUAGUGUUCAAGAUUUUGCAGUCAUCCCACUUUAGGGAUCAAAUUGAUAAAGUUAUUAGUUGCCUAGUAACAGUAGCCUCAUGUUAUGCAUCAUCUAGUUCACAAGGUGUCUCUACCAUUGGCGGCUCUGCAGGUAGCACCAAGGAUUCUGGAAACAUCUCUUUGUCUGUUAUCAUUGAGGGCAGGAAGGAAAUUGAAGAUAUUUUCAAGAACCUUCAAUAUGAAUCAGAUGAUUCAUUUGCUGAAUCUUCAGUGGAUCUUACUUUUCUUGAUUCAACUUCUAAAAUUCUCACUUCGGAAGAGUUGGUCGAUCUAAUAAAUAAAAACUUCAAAUUUGAAGGUACUUUUGGAUUGGCUGCACACCCAGAAGUUCCCAAGAAUAAGAGCUUGCUUCUAUGGUUGAGUGCAGCAUUUUUUAUGUGCUCCGGCAGGGAGUGCUGUUUUCACUUUGUUAAUGGUGGUGGGAUGAAGCAACUAGUAAAUGUCUUUCUUCAAGGCUUGCUGAACUCUCGUGCUGUUACAUUAACGUAUCUUGUAGUAAUAGAGCAGGCUACUAAACUUUCCGAAGGGUGUGAAGGCUUUCUAGGUUGGUGGCCUCGUGGUGAUCCAAAUGUUCCAUCCGGGACCAGUGAUGGAUAUAAUAUGCUAUUGAAGUUAUUAUUGGAUAAACAACCGCAUGAUAUUGCAUCUCUUGCAACUCGUAUACUCCAUCGUUUGCGUAUUUAUGAAGUUGCAUCAAGAUAUGAGUCUGCAGUGUUAUCUGUGAUAAAAGGUGAUCCGUCUGCUGAAAAAUAUGGUAGUAUUGUAGUGGACAAGCUUGUCAAUGCUAAAAUGCAACUUAAGAAACUCGUGAGGUUGUUAAAAUUGGGUGGUCCUAUUGAAGAUCCAUCUCUGGUGGCCUCAUCUUCUAGAUCCCUGAAUCUUUCCGGAACUGAGGGACUGUUGUCAUAUAAGUCAACCAUAAACUUGAUAUCUUCAUUGCGUUGUGACUUUUCUAGUCAAGGGAUUGAUUCAUACUUGCUAUCUCUUCUAAAGGAGAGGGGUUUCUUUUCUCUUUCUGCUGCGGUCUUAUCUUCACCAAAUUUACGCGAUUUGAUGGGGCAUGCCACAGAUAUAUUUCUGGAUGUUACUUCUUGUGUUGGAGCCAUAAUGCUUUCUCUUGUUUCUUGCCGCUCAGGGUUACUCUUUCUUUUACUCCACCCCGAGCUAUCAAUAACACUGAUACUUUCGCUAAAAGGCAGAGGUCAUUUUGGCAAGGAAGAUCCAUUUCCUCUCCGUUAUGCAUCUGUUUUGAUAUCAAAGGGUAUCUAUUGUCAUCCUGACGAAGUUGGAAAAAUCAUCGAGACACAUCUGAGGGUGGUAAAUGUUGUAGACCGUUUGCUGUUAUGCCCUCCACAAUCUGAUGAAACUUUAUGGGUAAUAUGGGAGCUAUGCAGCAUAUCGAGAUCUACUUGUGGACGAAAGGCUUUGUUGGUUAUUGGACUUUUUCCAGAGGUCAUGUCUGUCCUGGUUAAAGCUUUACACUCCAUUAAAGAAGUGGAUCUUGUUCCCUCAAAUAGUGGAGCUUCAUCACUUAAUUUGGCAAUGGUUCACUCAGCUGCGGAGGUCCUUGAAAUUAUUGUUGCUGAUUCUAUGGCCUCUUCAAUGAGUUCAUGGAUUGGACAUGCUACAGAACUUCAUAAGGCUCUCGAUUCAUCUUCUCCGGGUUCCAACAGAAAGGAUGUGCCCACAAGACUUUUGGAAUGGCUAGAUGCUAGUGUAGUUUAUCAUAGUAAAGGGGCUACUCGCCUUCUACACUAUGCUGUAAUAUUGGUUUCCGGAGGAGAGGGACAGGUUGCCUUGACUAGCAUUCUGUCAUCAGAUGCCAUAGGUGUGGAGAAUGAAGUCGAAGACUCUUCCAGCAACUCUGAGAAUAAUCUUAUUGGGAAUCUAAGAAAAUCCAUAUAUGAGAAAAGUUACCAGCCCUCUAUUCUUCGUGAUUCUUCUGUUGCGCAACUGACUACAGCUUUCCGUAUUUUGGCAUUCAUAUCAGAGAACUCGGCUGUCGCUGCUGCUUUAUACGAAGAAGGAGCUGUAUUGGUUGUGCAUGCACUUUUGAUCAACUCCGGACUGAUGCUAGAGAAAUCCUCUAACAACUACGAUCACCUUGUUGAUGAGGGGACUGAAACUUCUGAUUUUCUUCUUGACCGCCACCGGGAGCAAAGUCUAAUUGAUCUUUUGAUUCCAUCCUUAGUGUUGCUGUUCAACCUGUUGCAAUCAUUACAGAGAUCCAAAGAGCAGCACAAGAAUACAAAGCUGAUGAAAGCCCUUGUGCAAUUACAUCAGGAAGUGAGCUCAAAAUUAGCUGCAUGCUCAACAGACUUAGCUUCUUAUCCUGUUUCUGCACUCGGUUAUGAGGCUGUUUGCCAUCUAAUUGUUUCAGUGCUUGUUUGUUGGCCAAUUUAUGGCUGGACCCCCACCCUUUUCUCAUUUCUCACUGACAGUCUUCAAACUACAUUAUUUCUGGCACUGGGUCCCAAGGAAGUUUGCAGUUUCCUCUGUCUAUUGAAUGAUCUAUUGCCGGAAGAAGGCAUCUGGCUUUGGAAAGAAGGAAUUCCCAUGUUAAGCGGUCUUAGAAUGUUGGCUGUUGGCACAUUCCUUGGUUCUGAGAAGGCGAAAGAUACAGAAUGGUACUUGAAACCAAAACACCUUGAGACAUUGUUGAGUGAGUUGGUACCACAGCUUGAGAAUAUUGCGCAGAUUAUCCUGCGUUGUGCGAUCACUACUGUAAUUGUGCUACAAGACAUGCUUCGUGUUUGUGUUGUUCGUGUGGCAUGCCUGAAUAUGGAUCACGCCUCUAUACUUCUUGAACCUAUAGUUUCAUCAAUUCGUAAUUCCCUUUCUGAAACAUCAUUAUUGUCGAUGUCUGAUUAUGAUGCUUACAAGGUCUCCAGAUUGCUUGAUUUUCUUGCUGUCUUAUCAGAGCAUCCCUGUGGCAAGGCCUUAUUAUUGAAGGAAGGUGUUGUUCAUAUACUUGUAAAAGGGCUGGAGAGGUGUGUUCCAGUUGCUGAGUUGGAAGGAAAGCCAUUUUAUGAGAGCAGACAUAUUGGUUUUCCGCAGCUGUCAUGGUGUGCUCCUAUAUUAAGAACACUUGAACAUCUCUGUGAUUCACGACCAUGUACUCUCUAUAUUGGAAGGAUCAAAUUCAAAACAUUGACUACAGAAGAUUUCUCAAUGAUCUUAUCACUGCUGCUUGAGUUAUGCAAGGUACUGCCAGUUGGGAAAGAAUUACUUGCUUGUUUAUCUGCAUUUAAGGAAACAUGCCUUGCUUCUGAAGGACAGCAAGCUUUACUGUCCAUUACCAACCAUGUCAAAGCUUUAUUUGCCAAGGAAUCUGAUUCAACGAGCAUGAAUGAAGAACCAAGCUACAGUAGUGUUUUUGAUACACUUAACUGGAAGAAACACCCUCCGUUGCUGUGUUGUUGGAUAAAUUUACUGAAAUCUCUUGAUUCAAGGGAUGUCCUACCAGACCAUGCUAUUGAUGCUGUUACUGCAUUGUCUUGUGGUGUUUUGAAGUUCUGCAUGGUUGCGGAAAGAUGGAACCUGGACAGGGUGGUUGCUUUGAAGUAUCUUUUUGGUAUUCCUCAUGAUGCGAACACUGCAAAUUAUUUUUCAGAGGACAACAUAAAAUACAUUCAAGAUUUAGCAUCAAUGGUUACCUCAAAAAUGAGUAAUGGCGAUUAUAAAGCUGUAUCAUCCAAUGAGAGAAAAAGUCUAUAUCAGGUUACACAGUUUUCGAAGUCACUAUUGUUUUUAUUAAGCGAGCCUUCUGACUUGUUAAUAGCUACGGAUGUAGAUCUCAGUCUAAUGUCUUCUGUUGAUGUGGAAAUUUCUCCAAAGAUAUGUAUGAUUGCUGACAGAAGUGAUGAAAAAAUUGACGAUCAAAACUUUAGUGGACUUGCAGAUAAAUUUAUGUGGGAAUGUCCAGAAAGUUUGCCUGAAAGUUUAUCAGAAGCAGCUCUUCCCCAGAAAAGGAAAAUACCUUCUUCUUCUGAUGGAGCAGGUAGACGUCAAAGAGGUGACAAUUCCAUGGCUGACACUCAAGCCCAAAAUAAUGCAUUCUCUAGAGGUUCAGGACAACCAACAAUCCCUACACGUAGGGAUAAUUUCAGGCAACGGAAGCCUAAUACGAGCAGACCUCCAUCUAUGCAUGUGGAUGACUAUGUUGCCAGAGAAAGAAAUAUUGAUGGUAGUAAUUCUAAUGUAAUCGCAGUACAACGGGUAGGAUCAUCAAGCGGGCGACCUCCAUCGAUCCAUGUUGAUGAAUUCAUGGCUAGGCAAAGGGAACGCCAAAAUCCAGUAGCAAUGGUAUCUGGUGAUGCAACUCCUCGUAUAAAAAGUAUUGCUCCUGUGAUUGAUAUUGAUAAAGACAAGUCGAAUAUAUCUAAGCGCUUGAAGGCUGAUCUGGAUGAUGAGGGGAUAGACAUAAUCUUUGACGCGGAAGAGGCGGAAUUCGACGAUAAGUUGCCUUUUCCCCAACCAGAUGAUAAUUUACUGCAACCUGUUACGGUUUUAGUUGAACAGCAACGGUCUCCACAUUCAAUUGUGGAAGAGACAGGGAAUGACUUGAAUGGAAGCAGCAGUCGUGUAUUAGCAGAAGAGAAUGCUCAGAGUGAUUUUUCUUCAAGGAUGUCAGUUUCACGACCUGAUAAGCCAUUGGCUAGGGAACAAAGUGUUUCUUCUGAUAGGAAAUAUUAUGAACAGGGUGAUGAUGCACAGAAUAUUCAUGUGAAGAAUAAUAAUUUGUUGCCUUCUUCUAGAAUGUCUUUGCAUUUGCAGCCAAAGAAUAAUUUUGGAGGAGGGCCAUAUGAUACAAAAGUUAACCCCCCUCUUCCUCCAAUGCCACCACCACACACAAUGAUAUCCAUGUUAUCUCAAGUUUCCGAUGGCAUGAAUAAUCAGUUAUCUCAGUUUGCUAACCCUGCCGGAGAUUUUCACCCUACAGGAGGACCCCAGGGAUAUCAUGGGCAUUCACAAGGUGGGUCUGCAAGGCCACCUCCCCCACUCCCUUCCACCCCACUACCUUACCCGAUGUCUAAUUCCAACUUACCAUCACAUAAAACUUCGAUAUCACUUUCAACAGCCUUUAACCAAAGUAGUAAUAAUGGAGCUGUUGAUCUAUCUCAUCCAUCGUUAAGUGAUCCUAGGUAUAGCACUCACUCUGCAUCGGGUGCAACAAUGACUUCUUAUCCUCCAUCACCUCUACUGUUUUCAAGACCGGUUUCCAUGCCUCCCAUGGGUGGUGUUGCUUAUGGACAUAACCCAACUCCUCCUCCAACACAUAAUCAGGGAGGGGAAAACAUGUCUGGUAUUCCCCAACAUAAUCAUAUUCCCAUUCAGUCAAUGCAAUCACUUACUCAGUUACAGCCUCUACAACCGCCACAAAUUCUUCGCCCACCUCACCACCUUAGACCACCAAUGCAAGUUGUUCAACAACAGUCUGACAAUAAAAUGCCAUCACAGAUCACCCAACAAUCCCAAAUCUCCCCUCUUCAUUUAUACUAUCAGCAGCAGCAACAACAACAACAAGAGAGUCUGUCACAUGCCCAACGACACCAAGUUGAUCAUUCUCAAAUGAUGCAGCAGCAGCUGCAGCAGCAACAGCUGCAACAGCAACAGCAACAGCUGCAACAGCAACAGCUGCAGCAGCAACAGGUAAUACAUAAUAACCAAGGGGGUGAGUCAUCUACCUCUCAGCAGCAGCAGCAGCAAGAUGCUGCAAUGACAUUGCAACACUACUUCAGCUCCCCAGAAGCUAUUCAGUCUCUGUUGAGUGAUCGCGAUAAACUCUGUCAGUUAUUAGAGCAACAUCCAAAAUUAAUGCAAAUGCUCCAGGAGAGAUUGGGACAAAUAUAGCGGUUGCUGCUGUGAGAUGUAAAACGCAGGUUUUGUGACCUAGUUUGUUUUUGUUAUGGAAUAAUAAUCAUUUUUUUUAAAAGUUAAACUUUUAUUAAAUCGAGCGCAAGAUGCGUUCAAACGUUAGAAAAAAGUAAUAUAAACUAGACAAUUAAUUCAUUUGAUGCUUGAUUAUGGAUGUAUGGAUGGCUGGAUCAUGGGGAUUUUGUUGAUGUAUAUUUUGACUAUUCUUAU
Impatiens glandulifera is the source of this 6987-nucleotide messenger RNA. Its product is annotated as protein virilizer homolog. NCBI's taxonomy places the organism in Eukaryota, Viridiplantae, Streptophyta, Magnoliopsida, Ericales, Balsaminaceae. Gene Ontology annotation, molecular function: RNA binding. The transcript has 28 exons. Gene Ontology annotation, cellular component: RNA N6-methyladenosine methyltransferase complex. The record is from RefSeq and is a predicted model, not a curated record. Bases 244 to 6753 code for a protein of 2169 amino acids.